Messenger RNA from Lipotes vexillifer (Yangtze River dolphin), 4521 nucleotides. RefSeq names its product glutamate rich 3 (gene ERICH3). The record is from RefSeq and is a predicted model, not a curated record. Lineage: Eukaryota; Metazoa; Chordata; Mammalia; Artiodactyla; Lipotidae.
AUGUGGCCAUCUGUACACCAGGAAGAGGGCCUUCAACAAGAAUCUGACCAUGCUGUCCCCCUGAUGUCAGACUUCCAGCUUCCAGAACUAUUACUUGCAGCAUAUAAUAGUCUUACGGAUAAACACCUGGCUGGAUAUUUUAACAAUACAAGGAUAAGGCGGCAUCUUUUGAGAUCAGGGCUGAUCACAAGAAAUGGGAGGAUACUUUCUGAAAAGGAAUACAAACUAAAUAUCAUGAAAAGGGAUCACCAAAAAUAUAUCCGGGAGUGCUUAGCCCAGGCUAUUUUCCAUAAGGUUCUUGAUAUGGAGCGUUACCAUCAGCUUGAAAUUAAAAAGAAACUGGAGACAUUAGCUAGGAAGGAGCGAAUUCAGAGAUUUAAGGGAGAGCACACAGGAUGGACUAUAGGAAAUAAUAUGCCAAUCCUGUCUCCCCGCCCCCCAGUUGGCCCCAAGACUAACCAUGGCCAUAGUGUUCUGGUUGAUGAAGGACAUUCCAGUCCAGUAACACUGACAGCCCCUCGACCAUACACUGCCCCAGGAAAUAUGCAGCCUCCAAUUCGAUUACAACCUCUUCCCAGUAAUCCUGCAGCAGGAACUGCUCCAAAGGUAACUUCGGGGUCCAGAUCAAAAACCUCACUGCUGGAAAAUGAAGCUCCAUUUCCCAUUGGGGGCAAGAAGGCAACAAUGAAGUUCAGGAACUCCAUGGACAAUUCACAGGGAAUGAAUCGAUAUCGAUUUCCAAAGAUUAACCGUUACGUGAUGCCUAUUCCUCCUCCACUUCCUCCCCCUAAUGGAAAAAUCACAAGGGAAAAUAGACCUGAAACAUGGAGAAGGAGAGGAGUUCGUCCAACCACUGCUCCAAAUGGCUUAGAACCUCUCUUUACCAGGGAUUCAAGAAGGAUUCACAAAACACCACUGCAUAGUAAUGCAGCUAUUACAAUGAUCUACUUGGGGAAAAAUGUGCACCUAGCUUAUGAUCACUCAGAUUUCCGGGAUGAAAUAAAAGUUUAUCAGCAGCACUGUGGUGGGGAAAACCUGUGUGUCUACGCAGGCAAACUGCUUGAAAAAGAGACCUUUCAGUUUAUUUCCAAAAGGCACCAUGGUUUCCCCUUCAGUCUCACCUUUUUCCUGAACGGGAUACAGGUGGACAGGUUAAGUUCCUGCUGUGAAUAUAAGCAUCGAAAAGGUUCCAGACUUGGAGGCAAACGAGGCUACUUUGGGUUUGUGUGUGUCGAGAGAUCAUCUCCUUGCUACAAGUGCAUUAUUGCAAUGGGCCUUGACAAAAAAACAACUUCACCAAAACCUAGGAAAGAAAAGAGUAUUGAGAGAAGAGAGGGAUUGAUGAAGGGUGAGGGGAAACCGAGGAAGAAUAGAGAGUACCUGAUACCAAGAAGGAGAGAGAUGGAGGGGAGCAAAACCUCAGCUUCAGCCAUUUUUUCAGCUCAAGAACUACAUACAGGGAUCGGCGAAGUGAGAACUGCUGUUGAAGAAAUGGAACAUAAAGAAAAGCCAGGACAAGAAGUCUGGGAAGAUGACCAAGAAAACAUCUUUAAAUAUGAAUAUGAAGAAGAUUUCGAAGCAGAUGAGGAGAAACAAGAUGAGAAAGCUAAUGAAGGACAGGCUGAUGAUCCAAUGAGUGGAAUGCCAAAGUCACCCUCAGAUGAUGAAAAAGAUCUUUUAGACCCUGAAAAGGAGAGUGAAACCUCGUUGUGGAAGGCAUCAGAUGCUGAUGACAAUGUGAAAGAUGAGGUUGAUGGAUGCUCUGAGAGUGAAUUGGAAGACGAUAAACAUGAUACAAGACCUGCUUCAUCAACCUCAUCCAAAAGUCCCCCAUAUUCUAGUUGCAGUGAAGAUGAAUCUGCACUGGGGGACAGGGAAGCCCACGCUGAAAACAGUCCAAAUGAAAGUGUCCGAAGUCCAUCUUCUCAGGAGUUGAGUGAAAAUGAUGAGCCAGGAAAAACCCACCUUCCAAUUGAGAAUCCUCUAGAAAUCGAAAUUGAAGACCAAGAAAUAAUAAAAGCAGAUGUGGAGACCAAGCCUCUGCCAAUAGAGGAAAACUUGGAGAAUGUUCUUGAAGAAGCAGAGAAAGGAACCCAAGUGAUUGCAGAGGGUUUAUCUGAGAAGUCCAGGGAACAUGUUCCCAAGGAAGACAAGGAAAAGAGUAAGAGUAACCUUUGGGAAGGAAGCGCUGCUAAGGUGAAGGACAAAAAGGCAGGUCCCCGUAGGAUGGAUAAAGGUGCACCGAAUAGGAAUUUAGUGGUGGAGGAAAGGGAAGCACUCAGCUCAAAUAAGGAAUCCAAGCAAGUUGCAUCAGAAGAGCAUACACUGGAGAAGAAAGAAGCAGUGGAGGAAGAUGAAGGUCCCCAACACAGGGAUGCUGACACAGAAGAAAAAGGGGAUGCAGCACCGUGGGGAAAAGCAGGGGUUAAUGAGGCUCCCUUGGGGCAGUGGAAGCCAACAGUAGAGCAGCCUGCAUUAGUAGGACAGUUUACAGAGGAAAGAACGAUCCCUCAGGGCGUAGUAAGUGGGGCAGAGGCAGAAGCAGAAGGGGAUAGAAAGCAACAAAAGGAGGGGUUAGACCCCAGAGGACAAGAAGCAGCAAGAGAUUCUGGAGGUCUGAAUGAAGGCGAGGCUUCUGAGGAGCAGGCCUUGAAGCAAACGGUGCUGGAGAUGGAGACGGCAGCUUCUGACGGGGAGCAGGGUGAGGAGAAGGUGGUGUUUACAAGCCAGGCAGCAGCCCUGAGGUCACAGAGUGCUCAGGAGGCAGCAGCCCUGAGAGAGGCGGCAAGGCCGGAGAAGGGAGAGUCUGAGGGAGUGGCUGAGAGCGAGGCCGGGUCUGCAAAGCCAGGUGUGGAGGACAGUGAGGGGGAAGCAUCCACAGACCUAGAGGACGUGGAACCCGGAGAAGCUACACCCGAGAGAGAGGAGGGUGUAGAUGAGGCCAUCCUGCGGGGAGAGGCGCCAGCCAAGGAGAGGGGGGCAGUUCUGGGAAGGGAAACACCCUUGAGCUCCUGGACUUCUGUGAAGGCCCAGGCAACUCGGACGGGGGUUUUGGAGGACAGCCUGGAAGAACUUCGUAAGGACCCUGUGGAAAGGGAAGAGGUUGAGAUAGAGUCAGAGUCUAAGAAGGAAGAUGAGAGGAAAGAAAUGUCACCUGAGGAGUCAGGUGCAGCGCGCGAGACAAGGAAAGCUGAGAGGCCAAAGACACCUCUGGGGGAAACCGAAUCUGAGAGGGAAGCGGUGGCAAGGACAAAGGCGCUUCAGGAUGAAGACACUUUAGAAGAAGAGCAAAAGUUGAAACAGGAGGAGGGGGAACCCAUGAAGGAAGUAAGACCCGAGGAAGAGACACAAGCCCCCCAAAAUGUCAUGGGGCAUGGUGCUGAGGAUGAAGCAGCCGUGCGGGCAUGUGAACUGACUGAAGACGCAGGGCCACAAGGAGAGGAUUCACUGACCAUGUCUGAAGCAUCCCCUGGAUUUGAAAAGUCCCUGGAGAAAACGGUUUGGGGGAAAGAAGGAAGAGAAAGACCGAGAGAAGCUGGAGACACAGGGCGCAGAGGCAGAGCAGGGCUGUGCCUCCGGGAGAACGUGGCCCCUGCAGAGAAGGACGAGGGCGUGAGCCCUGCAGGAGGGGGGAUGUCAGGAGCCCCCGAAAGCGAGCCCUCGGUGGGGGCACAGACACCCGGGGCUGCCGGCGAGGCCCGCGAGUGUGCAGCCAAACAUCAAGACAGCCUGAUGGGCUGGGAGGGGAGGGAUAAAGAAGGGCCUUUACAGGGGCCACAGGGAGCGGCUGUGCCAGCCAGGAUCCAAGAAGAUGUUCCCGAGGGAGACGCCACCAUGGCAGGAAAGUUGAGUGGAGAAGUGUUGGGUGAGGACCCAGAGGAGGCGGCGGAUGAAGAGCGCACUCUGGGGGUAGGGCUGAUGAAGAACGGGGACACCAAGGGGGACAGGGGCUCGCGGGGCGUGGUUGUAGCUGGGGAAGGUCGCCACCAAGGAGGAGGAGGGACAGGGCCAGCCGCAGAGCGGGAGGCGUUGGCAGGUUCGAAGACAGCUGGAGGGCAAACAGAAGCGCAUGAAGCCUCCUUCUCAGAUGCGGCUGGGGAGGAAAGCUGGCACAGAGUGGAUGAGACACUCGGAGAAACGGCAGCUGCACACAAGGUGGCUGUAGGGGAAACAGCGCUGAGCGGGGAGGAGGCGACAGUGACUUGGGAGACGGAGGCUGAGGUCGAGGCUCCAGGACAACCUUCUGACCUGGAAGGGAGGGCCCCACCGCCAGGGCCGGCUCGCGAGGGAGGGGAAGCUAAAUCCACACAGGAGGCGGAGUGUGAGGAGUCCGGGGCAGCUGAAGAAUUCAGACCGGAAUUAUCCCAAGAGAGAGGGUCAGAGCCCAGGAGAGAGAGUGCACGGGACGCAGGAACACUCCCUGGAAAGCCCGAUUGCACUGGGGCCCAAGAGAAGCGAGAGCAUGCAGUGCACAGAGGAAGUGAAGACCCAGAUGUUCCGCUGAACCCCAGGAAGGCCUAA